AUGGCGCGAUCCGACGAGGCGGCCGCGUUUUUCCACGCCGUGUACAGCGCCGUGCAGGAGAUUCCGCACGGCAAGGUCACUAGCUACGGCCACAUAGCGAAGCUGGUCGGCACCCCACAGCGUCCCCGACAGGUCGGCGUGUGCCUCAAACACCUCCCCUCGGACACCGCCGCGCGCUUCAACCACGCCAACGUGCCGUGGCAGCGCGUCAUCAACGCCAAGGGCGUCAUUUCUCCACGGUGCGUCUUAGCAUGA
Messenger RNA from Lasiosphaeria miniovina, 255 nucleotides. RefSeq names its product DNA binding methylated-DNA--cysteine S-methyltransferase. Lineage: Eukaryota; Fungi; Ascomycota; Sordariomycetes; Sordariales; Lasiosphaeriaceae. The record is from RefSeq and is a predicted model, not a curated record. Gene Ontology annotation, molecular function: catalytic activity. The coding region runs from base 1 to 255 and encodes 84 amino acids. Gene Ontology annotation, biological process: DNA repair. The transcript is spliced from 2 exons.